AAAGUGGCAUUGCUCAGAGAAUAUUCUGUGUCCUAUAGCAGAGAAAAAGGGAGAUAAAAGAAAGAGAAGAUAGAAUUAAAUACUCGUGUUGAGCACGUGGAAGCAAAGGAGUCAGCAUUUUGCAAAAGGGCUGAGAAUGGGUGCAAAAAAUAAAUGAGCUUCUGAAGUUGGUAAUCCACAAAGUCACUCAAAAGACAUGUGACUGAAUACUUCUAAAAAUUUCUUAGUGGCUGUGCUUCAGUACCGGAAAUGACCGUAGUGAUUGAAGUUCCUCAUAGCCCCAGCACAUCAAUUUUGUGUGAGGACAUGCUUCAUCAUCCCUGCUGAGUGUCUGCACUGGAAACAUGCAAGAACAUGAAGACACAGGCUUGCUGCUCCAGCCACAGCUUGAGGGACAGGAUUAUGGAGCUGCUGCAGCAGAUGGGACACAAGGUCCAUCAGUGUCUGUGUCAAGGAACAGUCCCACAAAGAGGGAUUGCCUGGUAGUUGCCGUGCUGUGCUUUGGGAAUUUAAUAAAUUUCAUUGAUUGGUUCAUUGUGCCAGGGAUCCUGUUGAAUAUACAGAAGUACUUCGGGCUUAGUGAUGGGGAGACAGGUCUAUUGCAAACAGUCUUCACCUUGUGUUACAUGCUGGCUGCCCCCAUCUUUGGAUACCUCGGAGAUCGCUACAACAGGAAAAUCAUCCUUGGAGCUGGGAUUUUCUUCUGGUCUGGUGUGACCUUAGGGAGCUCAUUCAUCACUGAGUCGCACUACAGGAUAUUUGUUCUUUCACGAGGACUGGUUGGCAUUGGCUCUGCCAGUUACUCCACUAUAGCACCUACCAUCAUUGCAGACCUGUUUGAGGAAGGAAAAAGGACCACAGUGUUAUCUAUCUUCUACAUCUUCAUUCCAGUGGGAAGUGGCUGUGGUUAUAUUCUGGCAGCUGGCGUGGCAGAAAGCACAGGUGACUGGCACUGGGCGUUCAGGGUAACUCCUUGCAUGGGAGGACUGGCACUGCUUCUCCUGAUUCUACUGGUCCCUCAUAGGAUCCAGAGAAGGACAGCAGCACACAGAGCAAGGAGCAUCUCUGGCACAAUACGAAGAGAGAUGCCAGAUGAGAAGCCAGAUGCGCACAGAACUGCCAAGACUACUUGGUGUCAAGAUGUGGGAUCACUUGUCCAGAACUGUAGUUUUGUCUGUUCCUCACUGGGUCUGACUGCCAUGGCCUUUGUCACUGGAGCCCUGGGAGUGUGGAUGCCACUGUUUCUGUACAGAGCUCAGGUUGUCCUGGGCAUUGUCCCACCGUGCCUCCAAGAAUCGUGCAAUUCAUCUAACAGCCUAAUGUUUGGAGGCAUCACCAUUGGGACAGGAAUCUUGGGUAUUAUUGCUGGGGCAGAAGCUGCAAGACGAUUAAGGAAGAUAAACAACAAAGCUGAUCCUCUGAUCUGUGCCACAAGCAUGUUCAUUUCUGCCCUGUGUCUCUACAUAGCUCUGAUGGUGGCCCAGACAAACAUCCUUUCCACUUUUAUUUUUAUUGCAUUUGGAGAACUGUUUUUGUCUGUAAACUGGGCUGUAGUGACAGAUAUACUGCUGUACGUGGUGACGCCGAGGCGACAGUCCACAGCCAUUGCCCUGCAGAUUUUGGUGAGCCAUUUGCUGGGAGAUGCAGGCAGCCCAUACCUCAUUGGGAUUAUCUCCAACGCUGUGCAGGCCAGGAACGUGCCAUCGCUGCAGUGGAGUUUCCGGAGCAUGCAGUACAGCUUUGUCACCUGUGCCUUUGUUGGGGUCCUUGGAGGAGCCUUCUUCCUCCUGACAUCUUUCUACAUUGAGGAAGAUCGGGAAGAAGCACAGAGGCUCUGAGGUACCAGCAAAGAACUGUCCCUCAAAGGAAGAUGAACUCUGGGGCGAGGCUUGCACAGAAGAAAAGGACAUCCUCCCUUUUUUCUUUCCUUUUUGCUUAAUGAGAUACAGCUGGGGAAAAGGCCAAAUCACAAUUCCUCCAUAUGGCAGAGAAUCCUGCAUACUGAC
Molecule: messenger RNA, 2006 nt
Organism: Ficedula albicollis (Collared flycatcher)
Lineage: Eukaryota; Metazoa; Chordata; Aves; Passeriformes; Muscicapidae
Gene: SPNS3
Product: spinster homolog 3 (Drosophila)
Exons: 14
Coding region: 345-1838 (497 amino acids)
Biological process (GO): transmembrane transport
Cellular component (GO): membrane
Molecular function (GO): transmembrane transporter activity
Source: RefSeq, a predicted model, not a curated record